CGAGCAAGUGUUUUGCCAGCGAAGCGCUCGACGUAGGAUAUUUCUGAGGAAACUGUACAGUGCAACUUCACACACAUGGAUAUUUACGUGGCUUUGUUAUCCGUAGUGCUCAUUGCGAAACCAGUUUUCGGUUUUGGAAUAGAUCCCGAUUACCAGAUUGAUAUCAUCAAUGAACUUGACUUCGCAAAUGCAACAUUUGGAAUUACCCAAGUGGCAGGGCUUCACAAAAAUAGCAAAGCCUUCUUAUUUCGAGAUGUGGGCAGAGCAGUCCACGCGCCGGCCCACAUCACAGAGAAGGUGGUGCAGCUCUUUAGGAGUAAAAGUGAAUUUACCUUCCUGGCCUCCAUCCAGCAGAAGUUCUCCACGUCAGGAGUCAUCUUCUCCAUCCAUGAAUCUGAACACAGUUACUUUGAGCUGGAGAGCAGUGGCCUGAGGGAGGAGAUCCGAUACCACUACAGCUACAAAGGCAAGCCUCGCUCAGAGUCCUUCCCCUACCGACUAGCCGACGGCCAGUGGCACAAGAUAGCCCUCUCCAUCAGCGCUACACACCUAUUGCUGCAUGUUGACUGCAACAGGAUUUACGAGCGAGUGAUAGAUCCACCUCAGAUGGAUCUGACCCUGGGCAGUGGAGUGUGGCUGGGUCAGCAUAGCCACAAGCACGGCUUCUUCAAGGGUACCAUUCAGGACGUCAAAUUAAUUUUUGCUCCAAACGGCUACAUCACACAAUGUCCCAACCUUAAUCGCACCUGUCCGACAUGCAGUGAUUUCCUGAGCCUGGUGCAAGGCAUCAUGGACCUUCAGGAGUUGCUGGCCAAGAUGACCCUAAAGCUGAACUACGCAGAGUCCAGGCUGACCCAGCUGGAGGGCUGCCGCUGUGACAGGACGUGCAGUGCCAACGGUGUGGACUACAGAGACAAAGAGCUGUGGGUGGAGCCAGAGAACUGCAGGAACUGCAUCUGCAUGAAUGGAGUGGUGGAGUGUCGCAGGAUAUUCUGUCCCCCUGCCAACUGCUCAGAGGACUCUCUUCCCGUGCAUGUGGUGGGCACCUGCUGCAAGAAAUGCAGACCAAAAUGCACCUACAUGGCCCAAACUUUGUCAGAGGGCCAGCGUCUGCUAAUGAAAAGGUGCACAGAAUGCAAGAAUGGGCUGAUGGUGAGAGUGACAGAGAACUGUCCGGAGCUCAACUGCACCCUCAAGGAACAGAUCCUACCUGACAACAGGUGCUGCAAUGUCUGCAAAGGCUACGACUUCUGUGCAGAGGGACUCAUUUGUGGGGAAAAUUCAGAGUGUAAAAACCGGAAUACCAGAGCCGAGUGUGAGUGCAAGAGCGGCUUUGCCUCCAUCCACGGGGACUCAACAUACUGUGAAGAUAUUGAUGAGUGUGCUGUUCAAAGGCACUACUGCCAGGCUAACACAGCAUGUGUGAAUGUCCCCGGCAGCCAUCGCUGUGACUGUCUACCUGCCUUCAUCAGAGUGGAUGACUACUCCUGCACAGAACAUGACAAGUGUGCAAGUUGGCAGAGCUCCUGUAACGACAAUGCCAUCUGCACCAACACCAUCAGAGGCCACCUGUGCACCUGUAAGCCUGGCUACGUAGGGAACGGCUCAAUCUGCACAGCAUUCUGCGAGGAGGGUUGUAGGAGCGGAGGUACCUGUGUGUCGCCCAACACCUGCAUCUGCCCCUCAGGCUUUACGGGACGUCACUGUGAGACAGACAUUGACGAGUGUGCGGAGGGCCUGAUCCAGUGCCACAAUCACUCCCGCUGUGUCAACCUGCCGGGCUGGUACCACUGUGAGUGCAGGAACGGUUUCCAUGACAAUGGCUCCUACCUGAUCCACGGGAGCUCCUGCAUCGACGUUGAUGAGUGUGCCACACAGACACACACCUGCUGGAACGACAGUGUGUGUGUGAACCUUCCGGGUGGGUUUGACUGUAUGUGUACAUCUGGACCGGCUUGCAGUGGAGACUGUCUUCACGAGGAGGGCCUCAAGCACAACGGACAGGAGUGGAACCUCAGCCUGGACCGCUGCUCCCUCUGCUCCUGCAAGGACGGGCGCACCUUCUGCAGGAGGAGAGAGUGUGACUGUGUGGACCCUGAGGCAGACCUGUUCUGCUGUCCUGAGUGUGACUCCAGAAAGUCCAGCCAAUGUCUGCACCAGAGUGGACACACACUGUACAACAGCAGAGACUCCUGGAUCUACAGCUGCCAGCAGUGUCGCUGCCUGGAGGGAGAGGUGGACUGCUGGCCCCUGGCCUGUCCAGUGUUGGUGUGCAAGUACUCUGCCUUGGCAGAGGGUGAAUGUUGCCCGCACUGCGUCACUGACCCCUGUCUGGCAGACAAUAUUGCCUAUGACAUCAUGCAGACCUGCCAGGACCCCGCUGGGAUCACCCGCCUCAGCAGUGCCACGUGGCCCAUGCCAGGGUCACCCUGCACCACCUGCAAAUGCAAGAAUGGAAGUGUGUGCUGCUCGGUGGAGCUGGAUUGUCUUCAGAACAACUAAACACUCCUCUUUCGGUAGCCGUACUCUUCUCCUCCUCUCCAAUAGCUCCUUUCUUCAGAUCCUAGACUGGCCACACUGUUUGAAGACCCUACCUUUGGACCUUUUACCACACAUGCUCACAAACACGCACAUAUGUACGCACACACUCUGCCUGGGUUAGGGCAGUGGCUAGAGCUGUGUGUCCAUACUGGUUCUUCAAGCAACACUAUAUCACUGACAAAUUGAGAGAUGGAGUGUCUGUCUGCUACACAACUACAGGAGGAGACCAACCCACGUAUAACCUUUCCCUCACUCACCCCCUACUCGCACCCUUAUCAGUGUGUUCUGUAUGUUUGUGUGCCUGCGUGUGAGUAUACCAGGGGUUCCCAAACUUUUUUGGCUCACAACCCCAUGUUGAUUAAAAAUAAAUUGCAACUCCACAAUGUAAGAAAGUUAUGUAAUCAAGGGACAGUGUUUUUUAAAUUGUCGCUAUGACAGUCUAUUAGAAAUCAGCCUGACAGUACUUUUGAAAGUAUUUCAACGUGAAGGAAGUAUGGUUUGAAGUGACUGAAAUGCAUCUGAUAUGUGUUGGGAAGUUCAGAAGAUCAUCAGGCAAUAAUUUUGUAUGAUCUUCUGUGUAGAAAACAUUCAUGUUAAUGUUCUUUUUCCCCCAGUCUGAUUUACUGCCUGGUCCUGUCCAAUCUGUUAUAAUGAGUCCUGUGUGACAUGGGCAUUGUGGAGGGAAACAGAAGACACAUGAGUGGUCCUGAGAAUCGGAUGUUUGAUGGGGUCAUAGCAUUCGUAGGAAGAAAACAUAAACUUCUCUGUUUAUUACAACUGCAUCUAGCGGCUACCAGCGCAAUUUCCCCCCCCCCCCCAGAGACUUUCUCAAAUAAAAUUAUAUUGGUCGCAUACACAUAUUUUGCAGAUGAUGUUAUCGCAGGUGCAGUGAAAUGCUUAUGUUUCUUGCUCCAACAGUGCAGUAAUACAUGAUAACACAGACAAAUCCCCCCAUAUUAAAAUAAAGAAAUUAAGAAAUAUCAGAACGUGCAAUGUCAGAGUCUGGAAAAUAAAAUAUAUAUUUAAAAUGUUAUUUAACCUUUAUUUAACUAGGCAAGUCAGUUAAGACCAAAUUCUUAUUUACAAUGAUGGCCUACCAAAAGCAUGCGUGGACGGGGGCUGGGACUAAACAUUUAAAUCAAAUAAAAAUAUAGGACAAAACACACAUCCCGACAAGAGAGACACCACAACACUACAUAAAGAGAGACCUAAGACAACAACAUGGCAGCAACACAUGAUACUACAGCAUGGUAGCAACAUGACAUAACAACAACAUGGUAGCAGCACAAAACCUGGUACAAACAUUAUUGGGCACAGACAACAGCACAGAGGGCAAGAAGGUAGAGACAACAACACAUCAUGCAAAGCAGCCACAACUGUCAGUAAGAGUGUCCAUGAUUAAGUCUUUGAAUGAAGACAUGGAGAUAAAACUGUCCAGUUUGAGUUUUUGUUGCAGCUAGUUCCAGUCGCUAGCUGCAGCGAACUGAAAAUAGGAGCGAUCGUGGGAUGUAUGUGCUUUGUGGACCUUUAAUCGAAUGUGACUAGCAGAACGGGUGUUGUAUGUGGAGGAUGAGGGCUUCAGUAGGUAUCUCAGAUAGGAGGGGAGUGAGGCCUAAGAGGGUUUUAUAAAUAUGCAUCAACCAGUGGGUCUUGCGACAUGUAUACACAGAUGACCAGUUUACAGAGGAGUAUAGAGUGCAGUGAUGUGUCCUAUAAGGAGCAUUGGUGGCAAAUCUGAUGGCCGAAUGGUAAAGAACAUCUAGCCGCUCGAGAGCACCCUUACCGGCCAAUCUAUAAAUGACGUUUUCUGUAAUCUAGUAUGGGGUGGUGAAAGAGGAGCAUUUACAAUAGAGCAAACUACGUCUAGAUUUAACCUUAGCCUGCAGAUUUGAUAUGUGUUGAGAGAAGGACAGUGCACUGUCUAGUCAGACUCUCAAGUACUUGUAUGAGGUGACUACCUCAAGCUCUAAACCCUCAGAGGUAGUAACCACACCUGUGGGGGGAGAGGCAUUCUUCUUAUCAAACCACAUGACCUUUGUUUUGGAGGUGUUCAGAACAAGGUUAAGGGUAGAGAAAGCUUGUUAGACAUUUAGAAAGCUUUGUUGCAGAGUGUUUAACACAACAUCCGUGGAGGGGCCAGCUGAGUACAAGACUGUAUUAUCUGCAUAUAAAUGGAUGAGGGAGCUUCCUACUGCCUGAGCUAUGUUGUUUAUGUAAAUUGAGAAGAGCGUGGGGCCUAGGAUCGAGCCUUUGGGUACUACUUUGGUGACAGGCAAAGAGAGAGAUAGUUAGCAAAACCAGGUCAAAGUCCCUCAGAGACACCAAUACUCCUUAGCC
This is a messenger RNA of Oncorhynchus kisutch (coho salmon), 4878 nucleotides long. RefSeq names its product protein kinase C-binding protein NELL1. Gene Ontology annotation, molecular function: heparin binding; protein kinase C binding; calcium ion binding. The record is from RefSeq and is a predicted model, not a curated record. Gene Ontology annotation, biological process: regulation of osteoblast differentiation; positive regulation of ossification. The transcript has 20 exons. Bases 76 to 2502 code for a protein of 808 amino acids. Gene Ontology annotation, cellular component: cytoplasm. NCBI's taxonomy places the organism in Eukaryota, Metazoa, Chordata, Actinopteri, Salmoniformes, Salmonidae.